GGGGAGGAAAGGGGCGUGGCAGGAAAUUGGAGCUAGCAAGAGAAGCAGGUUGACAUCAUGGUGGACUCCCAGUAUAUUUUGCCCAAUGAUAUUGGCAUUGCAAACUUGGACUGUGCCGAAGCCUUCCGGCUGCUGUCUCCAGAAGAACAGCUCUACGCCCACUACCUCUCACGAGCCUGUUGGUACGGAGGCCUAGUGGUAUUGCUGCAGACUUCCCCAGAGGCACCUGCAAUCUAUGCCCUCAUCUCUCGGCUCUUCCGGGCCCAGGAACCUGCUCAGUUAGGGGAGCUGGCCCGCUCCCUUGGUCUCUCCGAUGAGGAGUAUCAGGCAUUCUUGGUUUAUGCUGCUGGCAUUUAUGCCAAUAUGGGUAACUACAAAUCUUUUGGGGACACCAAAUUUGUGCCUAACCUUCCCAAGGAUAAGCUGAAAAAGUUGGUGUGGGAGAGCCAAGCCUUCAAGGAGCACCCGAAAGAAAUGGAAGCGCUAUGGGGCAGAUGCGGAGAGCUCAUGUUCUCCUUAAAACCCACACAAAAGCACUUGGGACUAAGUGGUCAGGGCAUCUCCACAUACUUCUCAGCAAAUUGCUCCAUGGAAGAUGCAAAGCUGGCCCAGGAAUUCCUAGACUCACAGAACAUCAGUGCUUACAACACAAGGCUUUUCAAAACAAAAGCAGGCAGCAAAUCAUGCUACGAGGUACGGCUGGCCUCGGUUAUUUCAGAUGAUUCUCAUCUUGAUGAUGAAAUGAGAGCAAAACUGAAGUGCUUUGAGUUUGGCGGCUGCGAUUUCACAGUGACUCGAGGCGAUUAUGCCUCCCUUCUGGAAAAAGUUGUGGAGAACUUGCAGAAAGCCUUGCCACAUGCAGCCAACACCACGCAGGCUGAGAUGCUGACCCACUACAUCACCAGUUUCAAACAGGGCUCAAUUACAGCUCAUAAGGAAGGCUCCCGCUGCUGGAUCCAGGACAAGGGGCCCAUCGUGGAGAGCUACAUUGGAUUUAUUGAAAGCUACCGAGAUCCAUAUGGCUCAAGAGGCGAGUUUGAAGGAUUUGUGGCUGUUGUGAACAAAGCCAUGAGUGCCAAAUUUGCUCGGCUGGUGGCAGCAGCAGAGCGUCUGCUGGAGGAACUGCCCUGGCCUCGUGCUUUUGAGAAAGACGCUUUCCUGAAGCCUGACUUCACUUCGCUGGAUGUCCUGACCUUCGCUGGUAGCGGGAUUCCUGCCGGCAUCAACAUCCCAAACUAUGACGAUAUCCGCCAGAAAGAUGGUUUCAAGAAUGUCUCCUUGGGGAACGUGCUGUCAGUGGCUUAUUCGACGCAAAAGGAGAAGCUGACUUUCCUUGCAGAGGAGGACAAGGACCUCUACAUCAAGUGGAAGGGGCCCUCCUUUGAGGUGCAGGUUGGACUUCACGAACUCCUGGGCCACGGCAGCGGGAAGCUUUUUGUCCAGGAUGACUCAGGUGCGUUCAACUUCGACCGGGAUGCAGUGAUCAAUCCAGAGACAGGGGAACUGGUUCGGAGUUGGUACCGGGGUGGCGAGACUUGGGAUAGCAAAUUUUCAAGUGUGGCGUCAACUUAUGAGGAGUGUCGGGCUGAAUGCGUGGGGCUGUACCUCUGCUUGAACAAGGAGGUGCUGCGGAUUUUUGACCUCAGAGGUGAAGAUGCCGUGGAUGUGAUGUAUAUUAACUGGCUGAACAUGGUGCGUGCUGGGCUGCUGGCACUCGAGUUCUACACCCCGGAAUCAGGAACGUGGCGCCAGGCUCACAUGCAAGCUCGCUUCGUCAUCCUGAGGGUUCUCCUGGAGGCUGGUAAAGGGCUGGUGUCACUCCAUCGCAUCACAGGAACGGACGGCAAGCCGGAUGCAAUCAUCUCCCUGGAUCGCAGCAAGAUCACCAGGGUGGGGAAGCCUGCUCUUAAGCGUUUCCUCUGCAAGCUACAGGUGCUGAAGUCCACGGCAGACGUGGUAGGUGGGCGUGCACUGUACGAGGCGUACUCUGCAGUGACGGACGAUGAGCCAGAACGUUUCCUAACCCUGCGCCAGACCGUGCUCCUGCGCAAAGAGGCUCGCAAGCUGUUCGUACAAGCAAAUACCCGCCUGGAAGGUGAGAAUGUAGUAUUGGUGCAAUAUGACAGCAACGCUGCAGGAUUGAUCAGGUCCUUCCGUGACCGCUUCCCUGAAGAUGCUGAAUUCCUGGAGCAACAGCUUUUGGAGUUGGCGCAGGCUGAUGCUCACUUCUGGGCAAGCUGAGGCCCUGAGCAAUAUAGGCCCUGGCCGCCUUACCCUCAACAAGCUCCUCCCCCUCGGCCUGCCAACCAGUCGUGUCCCAAGUUUCUCUCCCUCUCUGUCCUCUUCUGUCAAACAUGCGGUACGAUGCUAACAAAUGGCCUGUUCCUUCUUAGCACAAGAUACCAAGCAUCCACUUAACAGGAAUGCCAGGGACGGCCUCUGCCGUUGAGUUGCACUUGUAAUUCAAUAAAGCUUGCUUUUUUAAAGUG
Messenger RNA from Eublepharis macularius, 2489 nucleotides. RefSeq names its product dipeptidyl peptidase 3 (gene DPP3). The coding region runs from base 58 to 2241 and encodes 727 amino acids. The transcript is spliced from 18 exons. The record is from RefSeq and is a predicted model, not a curated record. Gene Ontology annotation, cellular component: cytoplasm. Gene Ontology annotation, molecular function: dipeptidyl-peptidase activity; metalloexopeptidase activity. NCBI's taxonomy places the organism in Eukaryota, Metazoa, Chordata, Lepidosauria, Squamata, Eublepharidae. Gene Ontology annotation, biological process: proteolysis.